AUGGAGGACAAGAUUAUUUUCCUAUCCCGCACUAUCACUUUCGCAGCUGCCCACAAACUGAGCAGCAAGCAUUUGAGCCAAGAUGAAAACCUGAUCACCUUUGGGAAAUGCAAUCACACCCACGGACACAACUAUCAAGUGACGGUCACUAUACGUGGAAAGAUUGACCCCAUCAGUGGCAUGCUGAUGAACAUUUUGAAGCUGAACGAAUACAUGGAGACGGCCAUCUUCGAGCCUCUUGAUCACAAGAACCUGGACGUGGAUGUGGGCUAUUUUGCCAAUGUUACAAGCUCGACGGAAAAUCUGGCCGUGUACAUCUGGAACAGCAUGGAAAGAAUCCUUCCCGCGGGGUGCCUCUAUAAAGUGAAGAUCUAUGAAUCGGACAAAAACUUUGUUGUUUUUAAGGGCAAGUAA
Molecule: messenger RNA, 414 nt
Organism: Notechis scutatus (mainland tiger snake)
Lineage: Eukaryota; Metazoa; Chordata; Lepidosauria; Squamata; Elapidae
Product: 6-pyruvoyl tetrahydrobiopterin synthase-like
Biological process (GO): tetrahydrobiopterin biosynthetic process
Cellular component (GO): mitochondrion
Molecular function (GO): 6-pyruvoyltetrahydropterin synthase activity
Source: RefSeq, a predicted model, not a curated record